CUGAGAAGGGCACAGCGGUGCGGCCGAGGGCAGAGUGAGCCGAGCUGACUCGAGCCAGGCGAGCGGACCAGCGCCGGGCAGCCCGAGCCGCGCUCAGGGAGCGCCAGCCGACGCUGCCCACACCCUCCGCGGUCCUGCGGCGUCUGCCACCUUCCCUUCCUUCUUCGAGCCCCUGUCCCUGCUCCGCCACCCGGUCAGCUUACCGGGUUCCCUGCCCCGCGAAGCCCUCGAGGUCACUAGCCAGUGCCUCCUUUCCCUUGGGCCGCGCACCGUCUCCACACCCUCCUCCUUCUCCUCCUUCUUCUCCCCCAGCCAGGAGCCUGGCACCGGGGACCGUUGCCUGACGCGAGGCCCAGCUCUAGUUUUCGCCCCGCGUCUCCUCCUCCUGCUCUCCUCCUCCUGCUCUCCUCCUCCUCUUCCCCUUCACCAACUCUAACUCCUUUGCUCUUUUGCUCCACUUGGGAGCCACCGACUCCGCGCCCCCCGGCCCGCUCCCUCAGCGCCCUUUCCCGUCCCGUCGCAUCCAGUUCCAAAGGUGGGGGAGCGUGCCUGUCCCUGCCCGCAUCAUGGCACGGCUCGGCUUGCCCGCACUUCUUUGCACCCUGGCGGUGCUUAGCGCCGCACUGCUGGCUGCUGAGCUCAAGUCGAAAAGUUGCUCGGAAGUGCGACGUCUCUAUGUGUCCAAAGGCUUCAACAAGAAUGAUGCCCCGCUCCACGAGAUAAACGGUGAUCAUUUGAAGAUCUGUCCCCAGGGUUAUACCUGCUGCUCUCAAGAGAUGGAGGAGAAGUACAGCCUGCAAAGUAAAGAUGAUUUCAAAAGUGUGGUCAGCGAACAGUGCAAUCAUUUGCAAGCCGUCUUUGCUUCCCGUUACAAGAAGUUUGAUGAAUUCUUCAAAGAACUACUUGAAAAUGCAGAGAAAUCCCUGAAUGAUAUGUUUGUGAAGACAUAUGGCCGCUUAUACAUGCAAAAUUCAGAAGUAUUUAAAGAGCUCUUCAAGGAGUUGAAGCACUACUAUGUGGUAGGAAAUGUGAACCUGGAAGAAAUGCUUAAUGACUUCUGGGCUCGCCUCCUUGAACGGAUGUUCCGCCUGGUGAAUUCCCAGUAUCACUUCACAGAUGAGUAUCUGGAAUGUGUGAGCAAGUAUACUGAGCAGCUCAAGCCCUUUGGAGAUGUCCCUCGGAAAUUGAAGCUACAAGUUACUCGUGCAUUUGUGGCAGCCCGUACUUUUGCUCAAGGCUUAGCAGUUGCAAGAGAUGUAGUGGGCAAAGUCUCUGUGGUAAACCCCACAGCCCAGUGUACCCACGCCCUGUUGAAGAUGAUCUACUGCUCCCAUUGCCAGGGUCUCGUGACUGUGAAGCCAUGUUACAACUACUGCUCAAACAUCAUGAGAGGCUGUUUGGCUAACCAAGGGGAUCUUGAUAUCGAGUGGAACAAUUUCAUAGAUGCCAUGCUAAUGGUUGCAGAGAGGCUGGAGGGUCCUUUCAACAUUGAGUCGGUCAUGGAUCCCAUUGAUGUGAAGAUUUCUGAUGCUAUAAUGAACAUGCAGGAGAAUAGUGUGCAGGUGUCUCAGAAGGUUUUCCAGGGAUGUGGACCUCCCAAGCCACUCCCAGCUGGACGAAUUUCUCGUUCCAUCUCUGAAAGUGCCUUCAGUGCUCGCUUCAGACCAUAUCAUCCUGAAGAACGCCCAACCACAGCAGCUGGCACUAGUUUGGACCGACUGGUUACUGAUGUCAAGGAGAAACUGAAGCAGGCCAAGAAGUUCUGGUCCUCCCUCCCUAGCAAUGUUUGCAACGAUGAGAGGAUGGCUGCAGGAAACGGAAAUGAAGAUGACUGCUGGAAUGGGAAAGGCAAAAGCAGGUACCUGUUUGCAGUGACAGGAAAUGGAUUAGCCAACCAGGGCAAUAACCCUGAGGUCCAGGUUAACACCAGCAAACAAGACACCCUGAUUCUUCGUCAAAUUAUGGCUCUUCGGGUUAUGACUAGUAAAAUGAAGAAUGCUUACAAUGGGAAUGAUGUGGACUUCUUUGAUAUCAGUGAUGAAAACAGUGGAGAAGGAAGCGGAAGUGGAUGUGAAUAUCAGCAGUGCCCUUCGGAGUUUGAGUACAAUGCCACUGACCAUGCUGGGAAGAGUGGCAGUGAUAAAGCCGACAGUGCUGGUGCCCGUGCAGGGCCACAGCCCUACCUCCUCAUCAUCUUCUGUGUCUUGUUCCUGUUUAUGCAGAGAGAGUGGAGAUAAUUCUCCAACUCUCAAAAAAAAAAAAAAAGUGUUCCUCAUCAGAAAGUUAAAAGGCACCAAUUAUCACUUUUGUACCAUCCUAGUGACUUUGCUUUAUAAAUGAAUGGACAACAAUGUACAGUUUUUACUAUGUGGCCACUGGUUUAAAAAAUGCUGACUUUGUUUUCUCAUUCAGUUUUGGGGGCAGAAGGGACUUGUACUUAACGUUAAGCUGGUCCCUGCUCCUCCAAAAUCAUGUUAAAUGUGGCUAACAGUGUAGGUACAGAACUGUAGUUAGUUGUGCAUUUCUGAUUUAUCGCUCUAUUGUUUGUUUGUUUGGUUUUUUUCCUCAUUUUGUUUGUGGGUUUUUUUUUUUCCAAUUACAAUCUCACCUUGUUUCUUACAAGAAAACCAGGGUCAUUUCUUGGCAUGUAACAUGUACGUAUUUCUGAAAUAUUAAAUAGCUGUACAGAAGCAGGUUUUAUUUAUCAUGUUAUCUUAUUAAAAGGAAAAGCCCAACAAGCAGUAAAAUUUCCAUUUAUCCCUGUUAUUUUAGCUGCCUUAUCUGGAGAGAAGCAGAGGUGAUUUGGGGAUUUUUGUUAUUAUUAAGUUAGGACAGAAUGUGAAGGCACAAGUGGGUGUCUGGGCCACUUGUCAGAUUGUAUUCAAGCAUCUGUACAAGAAGAAGGUUAUACUUCAUUUAUAGCUGGUGAUUGGAAGAGACUGCAGACUAUCCAUUUUGGUUGAGUUGAUUUGCCUAAGACCACAUGUCACUCUGUUUCAUGAAUCUGAUGCAUAGAGUGUAGCCUAUCUAAAAAAUUCUUGCUGUAGUCUCCCUUGAAAGAUAAAAGGCAUUCAUGGAGUCACAGUUAUCACAUGUUCACACUUGGGUUUGUGGGGGAGUCUAUUUUUCUUUCAAUCAGGCAAGUUAGUAAACCACCCUGUACAAGUUUUCAUGUCCACACUGACCUUCUUUAAUUUUUUAUCCCAGGGGCAGCAGUAAGUGACCCACAUUCUCAUUUGGUGCCCCCUUGUCAGAAUGAUCCAAGUUUCAAACCCAGCUAUAUAAGGAAGUUUUCUGGGAGCUAGCUAGAAUUGGGGUACAGCCUGGGCUCAGGGAAUACCUGUCAACACUCGAGCAAAGAUUUUUGUCUGUGCAUGUGUAUUUGCAUUUAUUUUUGGAUUCCAUUUUUUAAGUAAUUGUGUCUGAUUUGAGCCUUUUUUCUUGCCCAGCCCCCUCUGAUCAGUAAAGCAAGGACUUGUGGUUUGCAGCUAUUUGCUCACCAUACUAGCCAAGGAGCCCCCUCAAGGGGGGUGUCCAGAUUUUUUUCAUGUUUUUUUGGGGAGGUGGGGAGGGAUGGGAGUAGGUAGAGCUAAGAAGACCAUAACUUAGGUGUGACUCUUAGCCAUGUGGGUGAACUGGCAAAGGCCAUAUCUGUCGUCCCAGGCCAAAGACUGACAACUGCCUUGCCCCCUUAGGACCCCUUUCCUUGUGUUUUUACCAAAUGACAGCUCAUAAAACUAUGAGAAUGUAACAAAUCACUUUAAAAGGGGUGCCCUUUCAGAAAGACUGAAAUUCUGCAAGUCUCUUCCUGCUCUACACAGCCAUUAAGAUCCCAGGUGAUUCUACAGAACCGAAAACCCACAGAGAAGUCGUUUGUGUUAUUGUUCAAUCUUCAGUUGUAAGAGUAAUUCUCUAUUUUUAUAUUGAAACAUAAUUACUUGAUAGCUCAGGGUCUACAUUUCAUUCAACUUUUUACACCAAAUUCUGCAGAAUGGUCAAUAAAAUAUUGGGGGCUGUUGUAAACAGAGGCUUAAUUUUAUUAGAAGUAGCCAGUUAUUUAUUAAAGCAUGAUGUUAAUAAAAUAGGCAUAUUCUGGCUGGUGUGUAUAAGUGUUUUUUUUUUUAACAAAUCACAGAGGACAUAAAAUUGAAAAGGCACUCCAUUUAUGUAUGAGGAAAAAUAGAUUGUAAAUAGCUAAGCUGCCUUGAGAGAACUUGGAAAAUGUGCUGAUACUUAGUAACUACCUCAGUUGUGAGGAAUUUCCUUUUUAGCUUAGACUGCUAUUACUUUUACUUGGUAGAAAUGAAUAUGGUCUCCAAAAUAUGGCUCAAAGAGUUAUCCCCAUAGACCUUGUUAGAUUGUUUUUAAUUUAAAACCUUGAACUCUGUCCAGCUGUUUUCUUUCAGUCAAGUUCUCUAAACCAAUAACAUUUUCCGAAUUAAAUAUUCUUGAAGGUUCUUUUGGACUCUUACUGAUUUGUUUUCUUUCUGUGCAUUUUCCCCUGUUAUCCUUUUAUUAUUUAAAUUGUCUCUUGCUUUUGAACUUGAACUAUGAAAUAAACAAAUCAUAGAUUUUUCCAUUCA
Molecule: messenger RNA, 4583 nt
Organism: Ictidomys tridecemlineatus (thirteen-lined ground squirrel)
Lineage: Eukaryota; Metazoa; Chordata; Mammalia; Rodentia; Sciuridae
Gene: Gpc4
Product: glypican 4
Biological process (GO): regulation of neurotransmitter receptor localization to postsynaptic specialization membrane; regulation of signal transduction; synaptic membrane adhesion
Cellular component (GO): cell surface; extracellular region; plasma membrane
Source: RefSeq, a predicted model, not a curated record